Messenger RNA from Theileria annulata, 2811 nucleotides. RefSeq names its product vacuolar H+ ATPase, 116 kDa subunit, putative. Gene Ontology annotation, cellular component: vacuolar proton-transporting V-type ATPase complex; vacuolar proton-transporting V-type ATPase, V0 domain. Gene Ontology annotation, molecular function: ATPase binding; proton-transporting ATPase activity, rotational mechanism. The transcript has a single exon. The coding region runs from base 1 to 2811 and encodes 936 amino acids. Gene Ontology annotation, biological process: proton transmembrane transport; vacuolar acidification. The record is from RefSeq and is a predicted model, not a curated record. NCBI's taxonomy places the organism in Eukaryota, Apicomplexa, Aconoidasida, Piroplasmida, Theileriidae.
AUGGGAAUUUUCAGAUCCGAGACUAUGGUACACGGUACCCUAGUCAUUCCUCACGAAAGAGCAAGAAGCUGCAUCGACCUCCUGAGUAGACAUACAAACAUACAAUAUAUCGAUAUGAACGAAAGAAGAAUGGACCGACCAUAUAAGAAGUAUGUACAACGUAUAGAUCACAUGGAGAGAAUGAUAAGAGUUUUGUACGAAGAAAUAGCGAAACUACCCAACUCAAAGAUAGUUAGGCACAACAUAGACAACUUCCUGGAACAUGAUAACAUGUACAGACUAGAUCAAGUGGAAGAAUCACUGGUCAAACUGUACGACCAGUUCCAAAUGUUCAAGGAAAACGAUUCACUCCUUAGGUUGGAAAGAGACGAGGCACUUAGUGAAUACUACGUCUUGUUAGUGGCAUCUAAACAGCUUAGCUUGAUAACACCGGAUAGAUCUUUCUCAGAUAUUCCAAACACAAUUUCACUGCCAGUAACAAACCUAGAUGAGUCGUCUGAUUCUAGAGAACACUUGUUAAACGACAACACUCAGUCUGAUACUGAAAUGAUUAACCUUUCACCCUAUGACUUGAGCUCAAGGACCUCAUCGUCAAUUUCAUUCACUAACAUUGCAGGUUUGAUCAGUUCUCAGGAAAAGGAGGCUUUCUCCAGAGCAAUAUUCAGAGCAAUGAGGGGAAAUGUUUUCACGCUUUUACAUGACACUACCGAUUUGAGAGCAAUGGUCUUGAGUAAAGGUUUAGUGGAUCAGGAAGAGCUGGACGCAGAUAACGACAAGACGGUUUUCGUAAUUUACUGCCAAUCCUCAAACAACAAUGCAACGUACAACAAAAUCAAGAAGUUGUGUACAGGUUUUCAGGCGAAGUUGUUCAACUGGUGUAAGACCCAAUCUGAACUUGCUCCAAGGUUAAAAACACUAGAGGAUGUCAUUAAGGACAAGAAGAGAGCAUUAGAGGCAUAUAAAGAGUAUUUUAGAAGUGAAAUAGCUUGCUUGUUGGAAGUUAUAAGACCAGGAGGAAACAGCGUGAUAGAAGAGUGGUUUCUGUUUUGUAAAAAGGAAAAAUAUCUGUACUAUAUUCUCAACCACUUCGAAGGCAGUGAUAUCACACUGCGAGCAGAUUGCUGGUUUCCAGCAGAUGAGGAGGAAAAGAUAAGAGAACACCUUUUGGCUGAGAAAGCAUCAGGUUCUGUUAGUGCGCUUUUGCUAGUUGAUAUUCAGGCUCCGUUCGUAUCAGUACAUCCAUUACAUCCAGGAUCCCAUGAGAAUCUGUCACAUAUCCCGCCCACGUAUAACAAAACUAACAAGAUCUCAAAGUCAUUUCAGAAUGUGGUGGACACUUAUGGGAUAUCGAGGUACAAAGAAGUUAACCCAGCGCCGUUCACUGUGAUGACGUUUCCGUUCCUGUUCGGGUUGAUGUUUGGAGACAUCGCCCACGGCUUCUGCGUUAUCUUGUUCGCCCUCUUCCUGAUACUCUACUAUCGCAAGCUUAAGAGGAAGUUCUCAGGAGAUAUUGCAAACAUGAUUUUGGAGGGGAGGUACAUGAUUUUGCUCAUGGGAAUAAUGGCCACGUACGCGGGUUUUAUAUACAACGACUUCCUCUCACUCCCAAACUCUUUCUUCGGAACAGGGUGGGUUUCAAACGGAACCCCUCCAGAAGGAGGCUCAGAGAGUGACGGGACGUACGUAGAAACUCUGGUGAAGUCAGCCAAAAAUUUCCCAGUUGUGUUCGGACUCGACUCAGCCUGGAUAGGUGCAGUGAACGAGCAGUCUGUUCUCCACUCGUUCAAAAUGAAAUUCUCAGUGAUAUUUGGCUUCUUCCAGAUGACGUUGGGGAUUGUGCUCAAGGGCUUCAAUGCUAUUUAUUUCUCUAGUGUACUGGACUUCUUCUUCGAGUUUGUGCCCCAGCUCGCAAUGAUGUGCUCCUUCGUGGGAUACAUGAACUUCCUGAUCUUCCACAAGUGGCUGACGCCAGUUGAUAGCGGGUACGCAAAGCCAAGCAUCAUCACAACGCUGAUUGACAUGUGUAUGAUGAAGACCCUGGAGCCCCAUGAGAUCAUGUACGAAGGCCAACAGACAGUCCAGAGGGUUUUAAUGAUAAUUCUGAUACUCUCCGUACCAAUGAUGCUUAUUCCAAAGCCACUGAUCCUCUACUUCACAAUCAAGAAACAAGGAAGAACCCGCACAAAUAAUAAUUCAACACGAGAUUACGAGAUGGUUUACUGUGGACCCGAGGAGGAGGACCUUGAGGCUAUCGCAAGGGAGAAUGUACCUAACUACCCCCAUAGAAGAAGCAGCCUUGACCUCGGAGUGGACAAGUUCAAGAAGGUCGAUGCCAAAAACAAGGAUAACCAGUUUUCAGUAACGAUACAGAAGGAUGAGAACGAGGCUGUCCCCUCUGAACCCCACCACGCUCCUAAGCUUUCUGAGCUUUUCAUACACCAGUUUAUAGAAACAAUAGAGUUCACGCUGGGCACUAUCAGUAAUACAGCAUCAUAUCUGAGGCUUUGGGCACUAUCACUCUCUCACCAGCAGUUAUCCUUGGUGCUUUUUAAACAGCUCAUUUUAAACUGCCUCGACAGCUCCACCAGCCUAUUUGUUAUGAUUUUCGGACUCUUCAUCAGGUCCAUCUUCUUCUCAGUCUUCACAUUUUUCAUCAUGCUUUGUAUGGACUCACUCGAGUGUUACCUACACGCACUACGUCUGCAGUGGGUUGAGUUCCAGAACAAGUUCUUCAAGGCUGACGGAAGGUUCUUCAGACCCUUCAACAUUAAACUACUACUGGAUGAUCCGACAAUUAUGGAACCCAAAUAA